Messenger RNA from Cherax quadricarinatus, 1411 nucleotides. RefSeq names its product SERPINE1 mRNA-binding protein 1. Gene Ontology annotation, cellular component: nucleus; cytoplasm. Gene Ontology annotation, molecular function: RNA binding. Lineage: Eukaryota; Metazoa; Arthropoda; Malacostraca; Decapoda; Parastacidae. The record is from RefSeq and is a predicted model, not a curated record.
AUUUGAUGGUGAAGGACGAGGUGGGAUGGGAAGAGGAAGAGGACGUGGUAUGGGUCGUGGGCGUGGCAGAGGACGUGGUGGCAUCCAAGGUGGCCCUGACAGCCGAGGCAAGCGAGAAUUUGAUCGCCAGAGUGGAAUGGCCACGACUGGAGUGAAAUCUGUUGAUAAACGAGAAGGCUCCGGAUCUUAUAAUUGGGGAUCUGACAAGGACCAGAUUGAAGAGCAGUUAAAUGCAACACCCAAUGCUUCUGAUCUCGACACAUCUGCAGAAAAUGUAGAAAAGGCUCCUGAGGAGGUUGGUGCUGCUGCAGAGAAUGAGGAGGUUGUCAGGGAGGAUGAUGGUACUAAGGAGAUGACACUUGAUGAAUGGAAGGCCAUGCAAGGUGCCCGUAACAAGCCUGCUUUCAAUAUUCGGCGUGCUGGUGAAGGAGAAAAUCAGGCACAGUGGAAGAAGACUUACGUUCUGAAGAAAAAAGUUGAGGAAGAAUCUGAAGAAGAUGAUGAGGAUGAGGAGGAGGAAGUGCACCAUGGUCGCAGGAAAGUUAUUCUCGAUAUUGAUUUUCAAUUUGCUGACUCGCCUGGGCGUGGGCGUGGAAGAGGCCGUGGUCGUGGAGGUCCAGGUCGUGGAAGAGGUGGUGAUCGUAUGGAUCGUGGAGGACGAGGGGGUGGAAUGGAUCGCGGUCGUGGAGAGCGUGGACGUGGUGGGCCUGGCUCCCGUGGAGGAAGAGGAACAAGCCGUCAAGAGGCACCUAAAAUGGAUGAUGAGCGUGACUUCCCAAGUUUGGGCUAGGAUUGAAAAUAAUCCCACUGGUGCUGCUUCUGAAGUUGGCAAACCUACUGAUCUUGUUAGGUUUUGCUCUUGCUAGUCUAGUAGCACCAGUAAAUUAAGGGAUCCUUCGAAAGGUUAGGGAUCCCUAUGCGUAAGAGUUCUCCGUUGUUCCAAUCUCAUCAAGCAUCAUUCUCCUUAAACAUGGCAAGUUUUCUUUCUCCAUUAAGAAUGCUGUUGGGGAAGGCCAGAGCAUUGUGACUAGAUCUCUUCAUGAACUUUUUUAUUCACGUUUGGUAAAAGAAUUGACCAGUUCAAUUUUGUCAUGGAAGCUGCUGAGGCUUUUACUUCUUGUUAUUCUUGUUGUGGAUAUUCUGGCGAGUGUAGUGCUCAAAAGAUAAAUUCCAUUAUAAAGUAUUUCGUGUCAAUUCUCCCAAAAGCUUUUGUUGUACAUAUUGAUCAAUUAACUGUGAAGGUGGUUGAUGAGGUAGUGAUGGUUAUAUAAUGUGUACAUAUGUCUGAAGCCCAUAUUGUCUUUGGUUUUGUGUGUUGUGCUAUGGCCGUCACUACCCUAGCGGAGGCUUGCCACGCUUUUUGUACUUGAUACUGAUUAACAUAUAGACCAAUAAAAACAGAAAUUAUCAA